AUGGCGGCCUCCUGGUUUGCUCUGCGCGCCGGUCGCCAGCUUGCUCUGCGGUCGCGUGUGCGUGCCGGUCCUUCUCCGGUUGCUCUGCGGACAGUGUCUGUGUCCCCAUUGAACAUUGCCCACCGUGGCUUGCACACCCAGCAGCAGCAGUCCGCGCCGUCGACUCGCCGCGGAGUCUAUACCAGCUCUAUUAACGACCAUGGUGACCCCCACCCCCAGGACAUCUUCCAGCCUCUCGAUACUUUCCCCCGUCGUCACAUUGGCCCGUCUCCUGAAGCGGCCGCGGACAUGCUGGCCGUUCUGGACCCGCCCGCGGCAUCGCUCGAUGAGUUUGUCAAGCAGGUCCUCCCCGCGGACAUUCUCUCGAAGAAGAACUUGAAGGUCUCGGAACCCCAUGCCGAUAUCAACCUCUACCGCUCCAGUGUUCAAGGUGGUCUUGGCGAAACCGACAUGCUCAAGCUGCUUGACACCUACCGCAAGCAGAUUGAUAUCUCAGGCAAGACCUACAUCGGAACGGGCUACUACCCCACAAUUGUCCCUCCUGUGAUCCUGCGCAACGUCCUUGAGAACCCCGCCUGGUAUACCAGCUAUACCCCGUACCAGCCGGAAAUCUCCCAGGGCCGUCUCGAGUCUCUCCUCAACUUCCAGACCUUGACCGCUGACCUGACCGGUUUGCCUUUCGCCAAUGCCUCCGUUCUGGACGAGGCCACCGCCGCUGCGGAGGCCAUGACCAUGUCCUUUGCCACCAUGCCCGCCUCCAAGCAGAAGAAGGCCGACAAGUCGUUUGUCGUGUCUCACCUCUGCCAUCCUCAGACCAUCGCCGUUAUGCGCUCGCGUGCCGAGGGAUUCGGAAUCAACUUGGUUAUCGGUGAUAUCAUGGCCGACAACUUCAAGCUCGUCAAGGACCAGGGCGACCACCUCAUUGGUGUUCUCGCGCAAUACCCUGACACUGAGGGUGGCAUCUACGACUUCCAGUCUCUGAGCGACUCUAUCCACGGCCAGGGGGGUACCUUCAGUGUUGCCACUGAUCUGCUGGCUCUGACCGUUCUUAAGGCCCCUGGUGAGUUCGGUGCUGACAUUGCCUUCGGCAGCGCCCAGCGUCUGGGUGUGCCCAUGGGCUUCGGUGGCCCCCACGCUGCCUUCUUCGCCUGUGCGGACAAGUACAAGCGUAAGGUUCCCGGCCGUGUCGUCGGCGUUUCCAAGGACCGUCUUGGCAACCGCGCCCUGCGUCUGGCUCUCCAGACUCGUGAGCAGCACAUUCGUCGCGAGAAGGCCACUAGCAACAUCUGCACUGCUCAGGCUCUGCUCGCUAACAUGACUGCCAUGUACGCCAUCUACCACGGUCCCGUCGGCCUGAAGUCCAUUGCCCAGCGUAUCAUGUCUAUGACUACUCUACUGCGUGAGAAGCUUGUGUCUCUCGGCUACAAUGUCCCUGUUCGCUCCAACACUGAGGGCAAUGCCGUCUUUGAUACCCUCGCCAUUGAGCUGGCUGAUGCCUCCGAGGCUGAUGCUGUCUUUGCUGCUGCCCGUGAGCAGUCCAUCUUCCUGCGCCGCCUUGAGGGUAACAAGGUUGGUCUCUCUCUGGACGAGACUGUCGGUCGUGAUGAGAUCAAGAAUAUUCUGAAGGUCUUCUCGGAUUUCAAGUCCGCCAGCCCUGUCGAGGUUGAUGGCACUCUUGGUGUCACUUCCAUUCCCGCUAGCCUGGAGCGUACCUCUUCCUUCAUGACUCACCCCGUUUUCAACACCCACCACUCCGAGACUGAGAUGCUGCGUUAUAUCCGCCACCUUGAGUCCAAGGAUCUCUCUCUUGCUCACUCUAUGAUCCCUCUCGGAUCUUGCACCAUGAAGCUCAACGCUACCACAGAGAUGAUUCCCGUCUCCUGGCCCGAGUUCUCGCAGAUUCACCCCUUCAUGCCUGCCGACAAGGCCAAGGGUUACAUCCAGAUGAUUGAUGACUUGGAGCAGCAGCUUGCUGAUAUCACUGGUAUGGCUGAGGUUACUGUUCAGCCCAACUCCGGUGCUCAAGGUGAAUUCGCCGGUCUGCGUGUGAUCAAGAAGUACCAGGAGGCUCAGGGUGAUGCUAAGCGCAACAUCUGCCUCAUCCCCGUCUCUGCCCACGGUACCAACCCUGCCAGUGCUGCCAUGGCUGGCAUGCGCGUUGUCACUAUCAAGUGUGACACCAAGACUGGUAACCUGGAUCUCGCGGAUCUUAAGGCCAAGUGUGAGAAGCACAAGGAUGAGCUGGCCGCCUUCAUGAUCACCUACCCUAGCACCUUUGGUGUCUUUGAGCCGGGUGCCAAGGAGGCCUGUCGCCUGGUUCACGAGUACGGUGGCCAGGUCUACAUGGACGGUGCCAACAUGAACGCUCAGAUUGGACUGUGCUCCCCGGGUGAGAUCGGCGCCGACGUCUGCCACCUGAACCUGCACAAGACCUUCUGUAUCCCCCACGGUGGUGGUGGUCCUGGUGUUGGUCCCAUCGGUGUGGCUAAGCACCUGGCUCCCUUCCUGCCCUCGCACCCGACCAGCGAAUAUCUCCAUGCCGCCCCCUGGGGCAGUGCCAGCAUCCUUCCCAUCACCUUCAACUAUAUCAACAUGAUGGGUGACCGCGGCCUGACCCACGCCACCAAGAUCACCUUGCUCAAUGCCAACUACAUCCUGUCCCGCCUGAAGCCUCACUAUCCGAUCCUGUACACCAAUGACCACGGCCGCUGCGCCCACGAGUUCAUCCUCGACGUGCGUGGCUUCAAGGAGACCUGCGGUGUUGAGGCCAUCGAUAUCGCCAAGCGUCUCCAGGACUACGGCUUCCACGCCCCGACCAUGUCCUGGCCCGUGGCCAACACCCUGAUGAUCGAGCCUACCGAGUCCGAGAACAAGGCCGAGCUCGACCGCUUCUGUGACGCUCUGAUCUCCAUUCGUCAGGAGAUUGCUGAGGUCGAGGCUGGCAAGCAACCCCGCGAGGGCAACGUGCUCAAGAACUCGCCGCACACUCAGCGUGACCUGCUCGCGACUGAGUGGAACCGGUCUUACACUCGUGAGGCGGCGGCCUACCCACUGCCCUAUCUGUUGGAGAAGAAGUUCUGGCCUUCUGUGACUCGUGUUGACGAUGCCUUUGGUGACCAGAAUCUCUUCUGCACAUGUGGCCCUGUCGAGGACACCGAAUAG
Molecule: messenger RNA, 3162 nt
Organism: Penicillium macrosclerotiorum
Lineage: Eukaryota; Fungi; Ascomycota; Eurotiomycetes; Eurotiales; Aspergillaceae
Product: glycine decarboxylase subunit P
Exons: 3
Coding region: 1-3162 (1053 amino acids)
Biological process (GO): glycine decarboxylation via glycine cleavage system
Cellular component (GO): mitochondrion; glycine cleavage complex
Molecular function (GO): glycine dehydrogenase (decarboxylating) activity; pyridoxal phosphate binding; glycine binding
Source: RefSeq, a predicted model, not a curated record